AUGAAAGAUCCUGUCACGGUGGUGACUGGCAUCACGUAUGACCGGGAAAGGAUCAAGCACUGGCUGCUGAUGGCGGAGGACAGCACGUGCCCGGUCACGAAGCGGCCUUUGCCUAGAGACUCUGAUAUGACGCCAAACAUCACACUCCGCCGGCUCAUCCAAGCAUGGUGCAUUAUCAAUGCCAACAAUGGAGUAGAUCGGAUUGCUACCCUGAAAUCCCCUCUCAACAGGUCUCAUGUUCGUAAACUCGUUCGAGACCUUAAAGUGCCUCACCUCUGCGUAAAUUCGUUAAAGAAAAUGGAAGAACUCGCCAACAUGAACGAAAAGAACGGGAAAUGCAUGGUGGAAGCGGGCGUGACAAGAGAGAUGGUUUUGUUGAUAGUGAAAUGUUUCAAGGAAGGAAAAUUUGAGGGUGUCGAGGAAGCUUUUAGGGUUCUACAUCUUAUAUGGACUCCGAAUUCUGAAAACAAGCAGUUGGUUAAAGAAAACUUUGAUUUUAUUGAGUCAAUGAUAUGGGCUUUGGGAUGUGAUCAUGUUGAGAAUCAUGUGGAGGUGAAAACCCAUUCCCUGUUAACUAUGAAAAUGAUCUUGGAGGUUGUGAGUUCGAAUGUGCUUGAGCGAUUAAGGCUCGAUUUCUUCAAGCAGAUAGUAAAGAUUUUGAGAGAGAGAACUUCUCAUGAUCAACAAGUUCAGAAAGCUAUCUUGCACAUCUUAAUAGAAGCUUGCCCUUGGGGGAGAAACAGGAUGAAAAUCGUCGAGGCAGGGGCGAUUUUUGAGCUCAUUGAACUUGAAUUGGAUAAGCCUGAGAAGAAGGUGACUGAACUCAUAUUCUGCCUUUUGGCUCACUUGUGUUCUUGUGCUGAUGGGAGAGAGCAACUUCUAAGUCACGCGGGCGGUGUUGCCAUGGUGUCGAAAAGGGUCCUGAGAGUCUCUCCGGCAACAGAUGAUCGGGCGAUUCACAAACUUAUGCUGAACUCUAGAUUCUGUGCGACUCAUCAACUUCUUCUAGAGAUGUUGAGGGUUGGAGCUGUGUCAAAGCUUUGCAUGGUGCUCUAA
Messenger RNA from Cornus florida, 1056 nucleotides. Its product is annotated as E3 ubiquitin-protein ligase PUB24-like. The record is from RefSeq and is a predicted model, not a curated record. Gene Ontology annotation, biological process: protein ubiquitination. Gene Ontology annotation, molecular function: ubiquitin protein ligase activity. Lineage: Eukaryota; Viridiplantae; Streptophyta; Magnoliopsida; Cornales; Cornaceae. The transcript has a single exon. The coding region runs from base 1 to 1056 and encodes 351 amino acids.